GCGUCCCACUUAAACGCGACCCUCACCAGCACCUCGCGCUCUCGCUUAACUCUAACAUCCACCAUGUCCUCCAUCCAAGGACCCGAAGCGCAAAACGCGCUCUUCGAUGACUUGCACCCCAAAGAGGCCGUGCCAGCUGCGCUCGAGCGCGCCACCGAUCGGCUGGAGUUUCCCCCGUCCUAUGUAGUGGUGGGGAUUUAUAGGUUGUUUACGGACAAGACGCUCUUGAUCCCGACUUGGAAGAAGUGUGAGCAUGGGACGAUCCGGGGCUUGGGGGUGGGGCUGGUCUGGGGAUUCCUCACCUUCGGCAUACAGAAGAAGUUCAUCGAGGUCUUCCUUGCUAACUCCCCUCGCAUCGUCGGUCUCACAAACGACACCGUCUUCGGAUACAAGGUCCCCUUCAACGUGCAUACGUAUGCCGCCAUCCUCCUCCUUGGCUCCCAAAUUUCCGCCAUCCUCAACUUCUUCCUCUACAAAAACAUCCGCAUCGCCCGCGACCGUGCCUGGGACCUCACCGUCGCCUCCCGCGGCAAAGGGCCCGACUUCUGGUGGCCCUACGUCGAGGAGUGGGACAACCCACCGCGCGUGGACCCCGACCACCGCUCGUUCUCUGAAAAGUGGCUGGGCGGAUUCUUUGGGCGGUAUGUGGUGCGGAAGGCGAUUACGGUGCCGUUUGCGCUGUAUCCGGUUGUGGGCGUUCUGGCAUCGGCGUGGUUGAAGGCGGUGGGGACGGCGAGGUUCUUGCAUAAGCAGUACUUUGCGUCGAAGAACAUGACGAAGGAGCAGAUUGCGAUUUUUAUGGCGGAGCGCAAGUGGGAAUAUCGCACUUUUGGCUUCGUCGCCGCCCUUCUCGAGGGCUUGCCCAUUAUCGGCAUCGUCUUCACUGUUUCAAACAGGAUUGGGGCAGCUAUGUGGGCCUUUGAUUUGGAGAAGCGACAGCACUUCAUUGCUGAGAAGCGCGGCAUUGGAUAUCCUCAGAAGAGCCAGUAAACUAAUUUGAGCGUGUAUCGUAUAUACAUGUCAGAAAACGCAGUCGAACAGAGAGGUUUACUUGCCUCACUUGCCGCGCAUUGUAUUGUCCCGUAUCCUGUGCGAAGACUGGAA
Messenger RNA from Schizophyllum commune H4-8, 1104 nucleotides. RefSeq lists its product as uncharacterized. The coding region runs from base 64 to 990 and encodes 308 amino acids. Lineage: Eukaryota; Fungi; Basidiomycota; Agaricomycetes; Agaricales; Schizophyllaceae. The record is from RefSeq and is a predicted model, not a curated record. The transcript has 7 exons.